CGUCCUUCAGGCACCGCUCCGCCCGGCGGACAGCCAGCAAGGGGGCGGAGUUAACCAACUUCCACACUGACUGGAGAGAGCCACGGAUAGAUAUGCGUUCAGCCGGACCAGUUGACCCUUUGUGAGGGUUAAAGUGCUUUCUUUUUCUAAUCUUUUGAUAGCGUUUAUAGCUCUUUGGCGCAGCGUCAAAAUGAUGCGCUUCCUGCUCCUCUUCAGUCGCCAGGGGAAGCUGCGUCUGCAGAAGUGGUUCACGCCCAUGUCAGAACGUGAGAAGAAGAAGAUCACUAGGGACAUGACCACCAUGGUGUUGGCACGGCAACCACGCUCCUGUAACUUCCUGCACUGGAAAGACCUGAAGAUUAUUUACAAGAGGUACGCGAGCUUGUAUUUCUGCUUGGGCAUAGACAACGGGGAGAAUGAGCUGAUAGCCCUGGAGGUUAUACAUCGCUACGUGGAGCUGCUGGACAAAUACUUUGGCAAUGUGUGUGAGCUGGACAUAAUCUUUAACUUUGAGAAGGCCUAUUUUAUCCUGGAUGAGUUUCUAAUGGGAGGCGAAAUACAGGAAACCUCCAAACAAAUGGUGAACCGCUCCAUCGAAGCCUCGGACAUGUUACAGGAGGAUGACAGCAGUGAGUGGUAUGAGGUCGAGCUGUUUGGAUGACCUUGAAUAUGGACAGAAAGACCAUGGAGGAGUAUAUGAGCAAACCUGCAUUUUAACCCGUGGGGAGAAAGAAGGGACACAAAAAAACGACGGGGAGGAAUACAGGAACCAAAACGCACUGUAUACGAGUCAAAGAAGUUUCUGAGUAUGGAUAUGUAAUAUCACUUUGAUCCUACUGAACAUUUUCAAAAGGUAAAAAACAGGCGUAUUGAACGUCUUCUGCCUGAAGCUUUGCUGUGAUGUAACUGCAUAUUGAGAGUAAGUCUAAUAUUUUUCAGUCGUGUGCUCAAUUGAAGGAAGGGGAGUUUUUGUUUUCACACUGAUUGACAUUAUUGAAAUGUAAAUGAAGUAGCGGUAGGAUCCGGGGUGUAAAAAAAAAUAUUUUGGGCUUAUGAAUUUGUUGAGUUUAUAUAGAAAUAAUGUAUUAAUAUAUUGGAAGUGAAUGUUUUUAUUCCAUAAACACUACCAAUUAAUUUUGGAAAACUUGUGCUAAUAUGCAACUCUCGUUAAUAUCUGAAAAAAAAAAAUCAAAAACAACAGAUUGAGACAGAUUAUGAUGAAUUUCUUACUGUUUUUAAGCUGUAUAGCCUAUUUCACAUGUGUGGGACCAAUAGUCUUUAAAGGAGCUAGUGCGGGUGUGAAUAUCACUAUUUUUUAUCAUGUGCAAUUUAUGAUUAAAAUGUGUAUUUUGAUAAACA
Molecule: messenger RNA, 1359 nt
Organism: Sebastes umbrosus (honeycomb rockfish)
Lineage: Eukaryota; Metazoa; Chordata; Actinopteri; Perciformes; Sebastidae
Gene: ap1s3b
Product: adaptor related protein complex 1 subunit sigma 3b
Exons: 6
Coding region: 191-661 (156 amino acids)
Biological process (GO): intracellular protein transport; vesicle-mediated transport
Cellular component (GO): AP-1 adaptor complex; intracellular membrane-bounded organelle; membrane coat
Molecular function (GO): clathrin-cargo adaptor activity
Source: RefSeq, a predicted model, not a curated record